Messenger RNA from Penicillium argentinense, 1455 nucleotides. RefSeq names its product phosphatidyl synthase. The record is from RefSeq and is a predicted model, not a curated record. Gene Ontology annotation, biological process: glycerophospholipid biosynthetic process. NCBI's taxonomy places the organism in Eukaryota, Fungi, Ascomycota, Eurotiomycetes, Eurotiales, Aspergillaceae. Bases 1 to 1455 code for a protein of 484 amino acids. Gene Ontology annotation, cellular component: mitochondrion. The transcript has a single exon.
AUGCCUCGCUUUGAAGACGCUGAUUUCGCGGUCGUGUCCGCUCCUGGUACUCCUCUCGCCGAGGGUCCAAAUCCCUUCGCGGCCACGCGCCCUGGUCUCUCGAGAGGCAACAGUGGCCUGGCCAUCCCCUCGGGGAAUGGCAACACCGUGGAGGUCCCUGCCUCGCGCAGUACACUCAGUGAUGCCGCUGCGCUGAUGCACAACCUGAGCCUAUCACCUUCUAUGAAGGAGCGUCGCGGCUCCCGCAACUCCUUCGGUACCUCUCUUCCCAUUCCUCGCUCGCCUCGUCAAUCCCGUCUGGGCUCGAAGCGCCCUGGCGUCUCUCAGGACAUCCUGGCCUCGCAGGUUCAGGAUAUGUCCAAGGAGAAGGUUGCUGCCGCUAAGAACAUGGCCUUCGCUUUCGAUAUUGACGGUGUCUUGUGCCACGGAACUGAGCCUAUUGAGGAGGGCAAGAAGGUCUUGAAGAUGUUGAAUGGUGAUAACGAGUUGGGAAUCAAGAUUCCGUACAUUCUUCUCACCAACGGUGGUGGUAAGACCGAGGAAGCUCGCUGUGCGCAGCUUGCUGGCCUUCUCGAGGCCCCCAUCUCCACCGACCAGUUCAUUCAGUCGCACACUCCCAUGCAAGCCCUGUCCGAGUACUACGAGACUGUCCUCGUGUGCGGUGGUGAAGAUUUCAAGGUCCGCGAGGUCGCCGAGACCUACGGAUUCAAGAACGUCGUUCAUCCCAAGGAUAUCAUGGCUUGGGAUCCCACAAUCUCCCCAUGGGGUAUCUUUUCCGAGAAAGAUCGCGCGAACGCCAAGCCUCGUGAUUUCUCGAAGAUGAAGUUCGACGCUAUCCUGGUCUUCGCUGACUCGCGUGACUAUGCCACCGACUUCCAGAUCAUCAUGGAUCUGCUUCUUUGUGAGGAUGGCAAGCUUCUUACCAAGGCAAAGGAUCCUGUCGCCAACCGAAUUCCCAUCUACUUCUCUCAAGGUGAUUUGGUGUUCGCCACCAACCACAAAGGUCCUGCCCGUCUGACUCAGGGUGCCUUCCGUAUCGCCAUUGAAGCUCAGUACAAGGCCCUCACCGGUGUUGAACUGGAGCGUGUUGUCUACGGCAAGCCAGAGCGUGCUACCUACACCUACGCCGAUGAGGUGCUCAAGUCCUGGAUGGAGCAGAUCCAUAACGAAAACAAACUCCCCGAAAAUAUCUACAUGAUUGGUGACAACCCUCAAUCUGACAUUAUCGGUGGUAACAUGUACGGCUGGAACACUUGCCUGGUUCGCACCGGUGUGUUCCAGGGCAAGGAGGGCGAGAACGACUCUCACAACCCCGCCAACUUUGGCGUCUUCGACACCGUGUAUGAGGCUGUCACGGCGGCCAUCCAAAAGGAGCUUGGCCAGGACUUCGGGCUCAAGUGGAACCCCAAGGUCAACCCUGUCCUUUCCGGCGACGCUACCUCAGCUGUUGAGUAA